CGCUCCCCCCCAUCCCCCCCCUCCCUCCCCACCCCCUCGAGGCGGCCGCCGGUUGCCGGGGUGAUCGCCCUCUUAAAGGGCCCGCGGCGGCCGCCCCUCCGUGCGCGUUGCUGGCGCUGGCGGGGGCCGCGGUGCGGCCUGCGCGGGAGGGAUGGCAGGGCCCGGCGGCGGGGACGUCGGCAGUGAGGGGGCCGGGGGUCCUCGCGGGCGGCCGCCGGCAAGUGAUGGCGCCUUGUGGUUCCCCCGGCAGGAACGGGCCCGGGAUGGCGGCCGAGGGCCCGGCGGGGACGGCGCACAGCAUCUGCAUGGUGUCGGACUUCUUCUACCCCAACAUGGGGGGCGUAGAGAGCCACGUGUACCAGCUGUCGCAGUGCCUCAUCGAGCGGGGCCACAAGGUCCUGGUGGUCACCCACGCCUACGGCCGCCGGAAGGGCAUCCGCUACCUCACCAACGGGCUGAAAGUCUACUACUUGCCCCUGAAGGUCAUGUACAACCAGUCCACGGCGACGACGCUCUUCCACAGCCUGCCCUUGCUCAGGUACAUAUUCGUGCGGGAGAGGGUCACCGUCGUCCAUGCCCACAGCUCCUUCUCUGCCAUGGCCCACGACGCCCUCUUCCACGCCAAGACCAUGGGGCUGCGGACGGUGUUCACGGAUCACUCCCUCUUUGGGUUUGCAGAUGUCAGCUCCGUGCUUACCAACAAACUUCUGACGGUGUCCCUGUGUGACACAAACCACAUCAUCUGUGUCUCCUACACAAGUAAGGAAAACACGGUGCUGCGAGCAGCUUUGGACCCUUUGAUAGUGUCCGUCAUCCCCAAUGCUGUCGAUCCCACCGACUUUACUCCAGACCCGUCAAGGAGGGAUGACAGUACAAUAACAAUUGUUGUUGUCAGCAGACUUGUUUACAGAAAAGGUAUAGAUUUGCUUAGUGGUAUCAUUCCUGAGCUCUGUCAGAAAUAUCCAGAGUUACAUUUCUUAGUUGGUGGAGAAGGACCAAAACGAAUCAUACUGGAAGAAGUCCGGGAAAGAUACCAGUUACAUGACAGGGUACGUCUCCUAGGAGCCUUGGAACACCAGGAUGUUAGAAAUGUUCUAGUCCAGGGGCACAUUUUUCUCAACACUUCCCUCACUGAGGCUUUUUGUAUGGCAAUUGUGGAAGCAGCAAGCUGUGGUUUACAGGUGGUGAGUACAAGAGUUGGUGGGAUUCCUGAGGUGCUUCCAGAUAAUCUCAUCAUUUUAUGUGAACCGUCCGUGAAAUCUUUGUGUGAUGGAUUAGAAAAAGCUAUUGCGCAGCUCAGAUCAGGAACACUACCAUCUCCAGAAGCUGUCCAUAGUAAAGUAAAGACAUUUUAUACAUGGAGGAAUGUAGCAGAGAGAACUGAGAAAGUGUAUGACAGGGUUGCAGAUGAAGUAGUUUUACCAAUGGAUGAGCGACUUAACAGACUAAUGUCUCACUGUGGCCCAGUGACUGGGUAUAUUUUUGCUCUGUUUGCUGUUCUGAACUUCCUUUUCUUGACGUUUCUGAGGUGGAUGACUCCAGAUUCCAUUAUUGAUGUUGCAAUAGAUGCCACAGGACCUAAAGGUGCAUGGACUAAACAGUAUUUUUUGGGGAAAAAAAGGAAGAGUUAAAGAACAACUUCCAAGCUCCUAAAAUGCUCAAAUGGAGAGGAAAGAACCCAUCAGUCACUAAAAGUUUUAAUGCUUGCUGAUAGAGACAUUACUCUUAAAAUUCUUCAGUUUCUUUCUGAAGAUACUGGAAAGAAACUUGGUUAAAUGUGCUACCUCAAUUUAGGAUUAUGUUUUAAUUUAGUUUUGGAUUCAUGCAAGUUUAUGGGCAUCUCUUUUGCACUUAAAACUGGGAGGAGAACAAGGGUUUUUAUAGGUGUCAAAAGCCUUUGAGACAAAAAUACAAGAUUUUUCUCAACAACUUGAAUAUUACAGAAAGUGACUGUAAACUUUAGUGGUUUUUGGGAAAGCAAAACACAAAAAUUAUUAGCUUACUGUAGUCCCUGCUAAUUCCUGAUAUUUACUGUGAUUUUUACUUUGAGACUCAUUUAAAAAUAUUUAAUUAAAAACCCAACAAGACACACCUUUUUCUCUCCUCAGAUGAAAAUAGCAUUUGACAUUAGUCAUGGAGUCUGUUACCAUGGAAAUUUCAGACUUAGUUCUAGCAGUUGUGUCCCAGUGACAGUGUUUUACCUGCAUAGCGUUAUUAUUUUGGUCUUCCCUAGUAAAACUGGAUCAUCCUGUUGCUAAAUCAAAACUCCAUAACGAAUUUUUGAUAUUUUCAGAGGUGCUAAAUUUGUCCUCUUCACUUACAUGUGUGAAAGUAAUGUAAAGCUUAUGUCAUUUUUUUAAAGCACAUAGGUGAAGAAAUUAUAUUCUUUAGAGAUAAUACAGCCUUCAGAAACAGCUCAGGCCUGAUAACUCCUCCAGCAGACUAUGCCAAAGUGUGAAGUAACACCCGUAUGUGUGAAGUAACAUGUGUGUAUGUGUGUGCGAGAGAGAAAUCUGUGAA
This is a messenger RNA of Grus americana (Whooping crane), 2520 nucleotides long. It is a transcript of the gene PIGA, whose product is annotated as phosphatidylinositol glycan anchor biosynthesis class A. The coding region runs from base 225 to 1631 and encodes 468 amino acids. Gene Ontology annotation, biological process: GPI anchor biosynthetic process. Lineage: Eukaryota; Metazoa; Chordata; Aves; Gruiformes; Gruidae. The record is from RefSeq and is a predicted model, not a curated record. The transcript has 5 exons. Gene Ontology annotation, cellular component: glycosylphosphatidylinositol-N-acetylglucosaminyltransferase (GPI-GnT) complex. Gene Ontology annotation, molecular function: phosphatidylinositol N-acetylglucosaminyltransferase activity.